GGGCUUUGGGGGAGGAUGCCCAUGCGACCCAACAAGCUUGGGAGGAGUUUGGCUGGAGCAUGGCGGAGAACCAAUGCCGCCUCCAACAAUUUCGGCAACUGCAAGACUUUCUUAGGGCCUACCUGGCCAUGAUGUGAGUGAUUACACAUGAUGUCAAAUAUUGUUCUUGGUACAACUGGUUCUUGGUGCAAUUGGUAAUUGGUACAACUAGAAGGUUGUGCCUGUUUUGUCCUGAGUAAUGUACUGUAUUACAGCUGCAUGUAUAUUUUUGUGUUCAUGAAUGCUUAUUAGGUUUAUUGUAAUAACCAAUGUACCUACUGAGCUCUCUCUCUCCCCCCCCCUCCCUCUCUCUCUCUCACUCUCUCUAUCUUUCUUUCUCUCUCACUCUCUCUCCGAUGUCUCCCCUACAGCUCAUGGACAGAGGACACGCGGACUUGCAUUUUCUCAGAGGCUUCAGCCCAGCAGUGGUUACUGGCAGAAUCAAGUGUUCCAUCGGAGCUGGAUCUGAGGAUAGAGCAGAAGUUUGACGAGUUUGACAAGCUCGCUGCUGCUGGGCAGAAGCUUAUCAAGGAGCGACAUCACUUGGCAGAUAUUGUGAGUUAUUUUACAACAGGGGUCACAAACGUAUUUUGCCCUGGGGGCCACAGCCUUUGAAAAGACUGUGUUUAAUUCAAUUAUUUAUAAUUUCACGUGUUUUAAAAAUGGAACUAGUCUAGUUGGACAAACCCCAAUGACCCAACCAUUAGAAGAGACUGAAAAUAUCUGGCAACUGUUUCUACAGAUAAAGGAGAGGACUGAGGAACUUCAAAGCAUGCUGGGAUGGAUCCUGGUGUACUGGAGAGCACAGAAAGACCAGCUGGGUCAGGAGAAGUCAAGGGAUUCAAGAACAAGUGAUGCCCCUCAGGCAGACGCAACCAGAUUUCCACAAGGUCAACCCCAGGUAGGAUAACCCCCUAAAAAAAAAUGGAAUAAUUAAUAAAUACAUUUUUAAAAGGAUAUCCCUGCUUUCACGCCAAUACGAUUGAUUCGUUAUAACAAAUUGUUUAAGAACAACACCACUGUUCUCUAUUAGAAUUAGACCCAUUUAAAGCACUGAACUACAUUGCUGUGGUGAAGCUACUGUAAUGAUGUGUAUAGAAGACCAAGUGCUCUCUGACGAUAUUCUACCUGCCCACAUAUUGGCAAAAUAUGUUCCUAAGGAUCAAGGCUUAUUGCAAAAAAAACUAAAAACAAUGCAAAAAUACUAGAAAUAGGAGUUAUUGAACAAAAUCUUUGGUUUCCUUUGCAGAAUCUCUGCUCUCUGGCAGAACACAACAAGUCCUCGGAAAGCCUGUCCACAAAGCACAGGCUGAUGGUGGCGAGCAGGUUUGAAGGACCACAAAAAUCCCAACCGGGGAUAGGUCACCAUGGAGAAAACUUUGCCAAGCCGGUAAACGUCACACCACACGUCCCCUUGGCUGUGGCAGUCAACUUGCCCAGCAUUAUCCUUGAAGAGCCCUGUGCUACUGUCACCCCACUGGGCAGCAGCAUCAACCUCAUCCUCAGUUUUGACCAACAGCCACCAGGGAGCAGUCUGCAGCAGCGGCCAGUAGAGCCAAGGGAGGCAGUUGAACCUGUGCAUAGGGUGAGUACAGAUCACCACAUAUUAAUAUCUACAUACCACAAGACAACAUCAACCAAAUUAAAGGGAGGACGCAAAUUGGACAGUCAGAUUUGAAUUCUGUUGCUGUUGAUGUUUGUAAGCAGUAAGUUGACCCAACGUGUAUGAUGAUGUCAUACUGCCAAGUCUACCUAUAAGGCACAAAUACACUACAUGGCCAAAUGUAUGUGGACAUCCCUUCAAAUUAGUGUAUACAAUCGAGCACAUAGCCAUGCGAUCUCCAUAGACAAACAUUGGCAGUAGAAUGACCUGUACUGAAGAGCUCAGUGACUUUCAACGUGGCACCGUCAUAGGAUGCCACCUUUCCAACAAGUCAGUUCAUAAAAUGUCUGCUCUGCUAGAGCUGCCCCGGUCAACUGUAAGUGGAAACGUCUAAGAGCAACAACGUCUCAGCUGCGAAGUGGUAGGCCACACAAGCUAAAGCGCGUGCUGAAGCGCGUAUCGCAUAAAAAUCGUCUGUCCUCGAUUGCAACACUCACUACCGAGUUCCAAACUGCCUCUGGAAGCAACAUCAGAACAAGAACUGUUAGCCGAGCAGCCGCACACAAGCCUAAGAUCACCAUGCGCAUGUCAGUGUAAAGCUCGCCACCAUUGGACUCUGGAACAGUGGAAAUGCAUUCUCUGGAGGGAUGAAUCACGUUUCACCAUCAGGUAGUCUGACAAACUAAUCUGGGUUUGGCAGAUGCCAGGAGAACGCUACCUGCCCAAAUGCAUAGUGCCAACUGUAAAGUUUGGUGGAUGAGGAAUGAUGGUCUGGGGCUGUUUAUCAUGGUUCGGGCUAGACGCCCGAGUGAAGGGAAAUCUUAACGCUACAGCAUACAAUGACAUUCUACACGAUUCUGUGCUUCCAACUUUGUGGCAACAGUUUGGGGAAGGCCCUUUCCAGUUUUAGCAUGACAAUGUCCCCGUGCACAAAGUCCAUACAGAAAUGGUUUGUCGAGAUCGGUGUGGAAGAACUUGACUGGCCUGCACAGAGCCCUGAACUCAACCUCAUCGAACACCUUAGGGAUGAAUUGGAACGCCGACUGCGAGCUAGGCCUAAUCGCCCAACGUCAGUGCCCGCCCUCACUAAUGCUCUUGUGGCUGAAUGGAAGCAAGUCCCUGCAGAAUUGUUCCAACGUCUAGUGGGAAGCCUUCCCAGAAGAGUGGAGGCUGUUAUAGCAGCAAAAGGGGGACCAACUCCAUAUUAAUGCCCAUGCUUUUGGAAGGAGAAGUUCGACGAGCAGGUGUCCACAUACUUUUGGCCAUCAAGGCUGAAAAACCCAUCCCCAGAGCUAAUAACACAAAACAUCUAGUAGAACCUCAAGACAUUCAUGCACAUUCUAUUGUGUUUAUCUUAAAAAGGUUUAGAUUGGGACUGGGAUAGGGAGAGCUGAUCCUAAUGGCUUAGAGCAGCUAUUAGUAAAGGAAUGUGCUGUAAGAUUUAUGUAAGGUCCCACAUGCCAGAAGUGGUGUUUCAUCAACUUGGCUCACACUCAGUGGAUUAGUCAUGGUCAAGCCAUUGCCACUGCAGCUGGGUAUGAGACCACCUCAUACCCAUGUGAUUUUGAUAAGGUUUGCAGAAUGUGUGAUCCCAUUUUGAAGGCUUGCAGCUGAAGUGAUGUCUUAAAAUAACGUAGUAUUUUCCUACAGAAUCAACUGCAUAUUUCAUAAAGUUUGCACAAGUAUCAGAAAUUGGUUCUUCGUAAAUGUAUCCAAGAUGUCUUUGAUCAUGGUUGCAUAAGCAUUUAACUUCAAUGAUCAUGAAAGUCACAUUUUGCUGAGUUUUGUAUUUGAUUUCUAAUUCUCUUCAUCUUUUCCAGGUGAGCACCUAUCUGCAAGUCACAGACGGAAGUCCUGUUUUUGAAGACGUGGCAUCGCCUCAUAUCACAGACAUGAGCCACGUGUCAACCACCUUUUCCACAAGCUCAACCAACGCUGCUUUCAUACCCCAAGUCAGCACUGUCUUGCUGCCCCACCUUACCCAGAACCAGUUCCACCUCUACCUUAAACCUGAAGGGACCGAUAAAGAGGAGGAAGAAUAUGACAAACAGGCACACUGUGACUGGCAUUGUCGGAAUGCCCAAGCCGCAGGGGGUUCCUACCGUGCCCACCGGUGCCACACGCAGAGCCUACACCUGGCCACUGGAGGAUAAGAAGGAAUGCCAUGCCACACAAGGGAGUCCAGUUAAUACAGAACUCCAACUGUAUAUCAAAAAUAAUUCUGUGGUGAGUGUCAUGGAUGGCAACUCUUCAGGCACGUCAAGCGUUCCUACCGUUCCUACCAUCCAGGGGCAUUUCUUGCAUGGACUCAAUGAGAUGACCAUUGGGCAACACAAGAGCCACUAUGGCGUUAUCCCUCUCGGGUCGAUGUUGAGUUUUGACCUGCCCAAGGAUUGGGGGCAAAUCUCACAGAUAAGUGCAAAAGACCUCACAACAGAGAAAGUGCCUUUUGAAGCCAAUGGGGACCAUGCCAGUCCACCUUUGAAUCUGUACAGACCAUCAGGCUCAAACGCACUCGGUCAGACUCUUGCAUCGUCCAAAGUAAUUGGACAGACUUUCGCCCUCAGUCCAGAGAAGGAAAGGCAUCUUGAAACUGAUGGGGAACAUGACAGUCUGAAUGGUUCACCUUCGAAUCUGUGUAGACCGUCAGGCUCAAAUACACUCAGUCUAACUCAGAAAGUGAUUGGGCAGAAUUUCACCCUCAGUCCAGAGGAGGAAAGUAUCUGCGAAACAGGGGACUUUGCUGGUCAAAAUGGUUCACCUUUGAAUCUAUACAAAUUGGUAGACUCAAAUAGACUCAGUCAGAUUCACAAAGUGAUUGGACAUACUUUCGCCCUCAGUCCAAAAGAGGAAAGGAGCUGCGAAACAGCUAGGCAGGACUCACAGAAGGUCAGCUCAGAGUCUGUUUCUCUUUUGGUUCAGUGUAUCUCGCUACCUGAGAAAGACGACGUCUAUUAUGACCUAAGAAGCGCCACAAGGAGUCCUGCUCUUGCUGCAGGACAUGAGAACAUUUUCUCCAGCACUGUUGGCAUCCACGAUGAGGAUAAGGUCGAGAUUUCCAUUCCAGUGGCCAUUUUGGACUCUAACAAGCAACGCACUGAACCAAACUGCAGCAGCUCGAUGAUGUAUGACCACACCCGCACUGAACUGUCACAGAACCACAAGCACAACUGUUUAAGUGUUCACACCAAGAUUCAAGACCUCAAUAACCACAUAUACUUCCCUUCUGCAAAGAGGCAAUUCACUUUCCAAAGUGAACUUCGAGCCGUAGAGAUCAAGGGCUUGUCUACUGUGUCUGAAGACUCCACAUGGAUGGGUGUGCGCAGGUCUGGACGAGUCAUUGUGUGCUCUGAGGACAACUGUUGCGUUUGCUCCGACAGCCCUGCACCAAUGAUGGUAUUGGGAAAAGAAACUUCACCCAAACGAGAACCAGAUCAUAUUCAUCCUGAUCAUUGGCAGUUUGAGGAGGAGGAAGAGGAACUGGAGGAUAUUUGGAAUAGCACAGACCAGGAAAGAGCGCCU
Coregonus sp. 'balchen' is the source of this 5164-nucleotide messenger RNA. The record is from the annotation of a GenBank genome assembly. NCBI's taxonomy places the organism in Eukaryota, Metazoa, Chordata, Actinopteri, Salmoniformes, Salmonidae.